Trichomycterus rosablanca is the source of this 1275-nucleotide messenger RNA. It is a transcript of the gene nmur3, whose product is annotated as neuromedin U receptor 3. Gene Ontology annotation, biological process: neuropeptide signaling pathway. NCBI's taxonomy places the organism in Eukaryota, Metazoa, Chordata, Actinopteri, Siluriformes, Trichomycteridae. The record is from RefSeq and is a predicted model, not a curated record. The transcript has 2 exons. Gene Ontology annotation, molecular function: neuromedin U receptor activity. Bases 1 to 1275 code for a protein of 424 amino acids. Gene Ontology annotation, cellular component: plasma membrane.
AUGUCCGCAAAAUGUUUGUGCGAUCCUUUUCCGAACGAAACCGAAUUUGUGUUCGUUUCAUGCAACGGCACUCCGGUCAACCACACAGACAACAGGAGCGACCACUGCCAGCCCCAAACGAUGGACGACAUCCUCUUCAGACUCCUCGGUCCGAGGCGCUCUCCGUUCUUUCUCCCCGUGACUCUGACCUACAUCGUCAUUUUUGUCACAGGCGUAAUGGGGAACCUUCUCACCUGCACUGUGAUCACCAUGCACAAAAAGAUGCGAACACCUACCAACCUGUACCUCUUUAGUUUAGCCGUAUCUGAUCUGCUCGUCCUGCUGUUCGGAAUGCCCCUGGAGAUCUACGACCUGUGGCAGAACUAUCCGUUCCCUUUCGGUGAGAGCGUCUGCUCUUUUAAGAUCUUCCUGUUCGAGACGGUCUGCUUCGCGUCGGUGCUCAACGUCAUGGUGCUUAGCAUCGAGCGCUACGUGGCUGUGGUUCAUCCUCUCAAGACUCGCUAUGCGAUCACCAACAAGCAUGCCCAGAGGGUUAUCGGGUGGGUCUGGGUUGUGUCUUUGAUUUGCGCCAUUCCCAACACAUCCCUCCACGGCUUGCACUAUUUUUACCUCCCUGAGAAGGUUCCGGAGUCCGCCACCUGCAACCUGCUCAAGCCUCAGUGGAUCUACAACUUGGUGAUCCAGGUGACCACUGUUCUUUUUUACUUCGUCCCCAUGGCGGUGAUCAGUGUCCUUUACCUAGUGAUAGGGGUGAGGCUGAGCAGAGACGAGAGGCAGCAAGGGAGGAUUUUGGGGAAGAAAUACAGCACAGACAGCAACUAUAAGAUCCAAGCUGAAAGUGCUCGCAGGAGGCAGGUCACCAAGAUGCUAGCUGUCGUGGUUCUGGUCUUUGCUAUCUGCUGGGCUCCGUUCCAUAUCGACCGCCUCUUGUGGAGUUUCAUCACGAAGUGGACCGACCACAUGCGCAGCGUCUUCGAGUACGUGCACAUCCUCUCCGGAGUUUUGUUUUACCUCAGCUCGGCCAUCAACCCCAUCAUCUACAACUUACUCUCCAGCCGCUUUCGAGAGCGCUUUCUGGAGCUGAUGUGCAAUCGGCUGGAGGUCAGCAUCUCACGGAGCAACUCUCCACACUACAACAAGACGUCUUCUCUCCCCAAAGACCAUGAAGCUGCCUCAAGAAACUGUCAGACACGGGGGAAGUACCCAAAUGGUCCUCAGUUCCCUGUUAUCAUCAGCAAUGGAAGGAAGCAGGAGCUUGAGACCAAUUUUAUGUAA